This is a messenger RNA of Lolium rigidum, 695 nucleotides long. RefSeq names its product proline-rich AKT1 substrate 1-like. NCBI's taxonomy places the organism in Eukaryota, Viridiplantae, Streptophyta, Magnoliopsida, Poales, Poaceae. The record is from RefSeq and is a predicted model, not a curated record. Bases 1 to 279 code for a protein of 92 amino acids. The transcript has 4 exons.
AUGGGCUCUUCCUCGAGCAACGCACGGGACGCGGCUGCGCCGCCGCCGUCGCCGCCGCCACCACAGCCACCAUCUCCUCCUGCGGCGCCGGCGCCCCUCCACGUGAUGGACGCGGAAGAGGACGACGAGAACGUGAAGCAGCUCAACGAGUGCGCCGCCCUCUACCUCUCCCUCCAGGACUGCCUCGUCGAGUCCGACCGCAACUGGAAAGCCUGCCAAGCACAUGUUCAAGCGUUAAAAGCCUGUGAGGCGAGCAGAAACAAAAAUGAAAAAACAUGAAAUAUUUCCAGGUGCAGUUGGACCUGAAACUGUGUAUUUGCUUUCACCAGUCUGAAGCCAUCUCAUAUCAUCUUGAUGAAGACAAACAAAUAACGUGCUGGAGUUCUCAGGUGUUGAUGGAGAAGAUUUGUAACAUCACAAAUUAUAAUGUAGUUUCGACCAAAAAGACAUAGAUGAACAGGUUGUUUUUAUUGGCAAGAAUCACUGUACUAGAUUCAAUGUUUCAAUCAGCACUUGCCAUUUUUUGAAACGUUAAUAAAAGUGAGCAGUAUUAGCAUCUUCGCUUAAACGUCUACUAAUAGCCUAAUGCGAAUCAAGCUACUAUUGCCACACAGCUUGGCUGUAGGCUCUUUACCCUGUCUGGUUUGGAUUACUUGGUUGUGUCGAAUUAUAUGCCAGGUACAGCUUACCAAUCA